AUACUAAAACAACGGCGCUUCCUUCCAGCUGCGGAUCAGACAUAAUUCAUCUAAUUUCUCUUCUUUCAACUGUUUUCUAUUUUUCUUUAGCUUCUUCUUUGUAUUCAUAAAAGGGAAAUAAAUAAUAGAACGGGUAUUCUUGUUGUGUUUUGGUGGGUGCUUGAGUUGUGUUUCGCCGCCCGCCUGUUGUUUUGUAUCAGCGCUUUAAGCGGAGCGGGUUGGCCGGGUUUUAUUUGCUGGUUUUGUUUUUAAUAUUUAUCAUUUGUCUUUGGAGUUUGUGGGUUUUGUUUUUUUUUUUUUUCGUUUUUGCUUUUGGGUUUUAAAAUAAACAGCCGCUGAACUGGGGCUCUACAUGUGUUGUGUACAAAUUAUUGCUUUAUCAAUGGCUUUAAGUGAUGAACUUUACUGUGAAAUAUGAAAACCAGUCUUGAAUUUGUUCAAUACGUCUCUGCAUGUCGAAGAAAAGAUAAGAUCUGAAGGAAAUGAGAAUUGAAGAUUGGGAUGUUGAUAAUGCUUUAUUUGUUUGUUGGUUUGCGAGGUUGUGAAAGAUUGAGGAUAAACUGUUGAAAAUGGACUGAAGACGCUGGCAGUCCAGUUUUGGAUGCAAUGUUAAAGGCAUUAGCUACUGGGCUGUUGAUUUUUUCACUCCUAAUAUCGGUAUCUGUGGCUGACAACGGCUUUCCGAGAUGUAAUUGCGAUGAUGAAGGGAGUUUUUGGAGCAUUGAAAGCAUCCUUGAGUGUCAAAAAGUGAGUGAUUUCUUGAUUGCUGUGGCCUACUUUUCAAUUCCGGUUGAGCUGCUUUACUUUGUUAGCUGUUCAAACGUACCAUUCAAAUGGGUCCUCUUUCAGUUCAUUGCCUUCAUUGUUCUAUGUGGAAUGACUCACUUGCUCAAUGGCUGGACCUAUGGACCUCACCCAUUUCAGUUAAUGUUGGCCCUUACCGUGUUCAAGAUCCUCACUGCCUUGGUCUCAUGUGCCACAGCUAUAACUCUCAUUACUCUCAUUCCAUUGCUUCUCAAAGUGAAAGUUAGAGAAUUCAUGCUGAAGAAAAAGGCUUGGGACCUCGGUCGAGAAGUUGGGAUUAUAAUGAAACAGAGAGAGACUGGAUUGCAUGUUCGUAUGCUUACACAAGAGAUUCGCAAAUCUCUUAAUAGGCACACAAUCCUAGAUACAACUUUAGUUGAGUUAUCCAAAACUCUGGGUUUGCAGAAUUGUGCAGUUUGGAUGCCUAAUGAGAUCAAAACUGAGAUGAAUUUGACCCAUGAGUUGAAUGGUAGGAACUACUUGGAUUUGUGUAAUUGUUCUAUACCGAUUACAGAUCCAGAUGUUAAGAGAAUUAAGGGUAGUGAUGGUGUGACUAUCCUUGAGCCUAGCUCAGCACUUGCCACCGCAAGUAGUGUAGAGUCUUGUGAACCAGGUCCUGUGGCUGCAAUUAGGAUGCCUAUGCUCCGGGUUUCAAAUUUUAAAGGGGGAACUCCAGAGCCAUUCCAAGCGUGUUAUGCAAUAUUGGUUUUGGUUCUUCCAAGUGGACAACCUAGAACUUGGAGCAAUCAGGAACUAGAGAUUGUUAAGGUGGUUGCUGAUCAGGUAGCUGUAGCACUCUCUCAUGCUGCAGUGCUUGAAGAGUCUCAGCUCAUGAGGGAGCAAUUGGAGGAGCAGAAUCGAGCUUUACAACAGGCACAGAAAGAUGCUAUGAUGGCAAGCAAGGCUAGAAAUGCAUUUCAGAAGGUAAUGGGUGAUGGGAUGAGGAGGCCAAUGCACUCAAUUCUGGGUUUGCUUUCGAUUAUGCAGGAUGGAGAGAUGAAUAAUGACCAAAAGAUGAUUAUCAAUACAAUGAUGAAAAUCAGCAAUGUUCUUUCGACUUUGAUAAAUGAUGUGAUGGACAUUUCAACGAAGGAUGGUGGAAGGUUCCCACUUGAUAUUAGAACUUUCCGGUUACAUGCCAUGAUAAAAGAGGUGGCUUGUCUUGCCAGGUGCUUGUGUAUUUAUAGGGGCUUUGGUUUUUCAAUUGAGGUUGAGAGGUCCUUGCCUGAUCAUGUCAUGGGUGAUGAGAAGAGAGCUUUUCAGGUGAUUUUGCAUAUGGUUGGGAACCUAUUAAAUGGCAACAAUAGAGGAGGGACUAUAAUGCUUCGAGUUGUCUCAGAUGGUGAAAGUCAGGAGAGGAAUGAUCAAAGAUGGGCAGUCUGGAGACAAACCUCAUCUGACAGGGAUGUAUAUGUCAAAUUUGAAAUUGGGAUGCACAAUGUUGGUUCUCAAUCUGAGUGCUCUUCUUCAGAGGGACAGCUUUGUGCUAGAAGAAGUGCCAGUGAUGGAAUUGAGGACCGUUUGAGCUUCAGCAAUUGCAAAAAGCUAGUGCAGUUGAUGCAAGGGAACAUCUGGGCUGUCCCAGAUUCUUGUGGUUUUACUCAAAGCAUGGGGCUUGUUCUUCGGUUUCAACUACGGCCAUCCAUUGCAAUAGCCAUCUCUGAAUCUGGCGAAUCUUCAGAGCAUCCACAAUCCAAUUCUCUUUUAAGAAGCUUGCAGGUUUUAUUAGCAGACAGUGAUGAUGUGAAUAGGGCUGUGACCCGGAAGCUGCUUGAGAAGUUAGGUUGCAAUGUAUCUGCUGUUUCAUCUGGAUUUGAAUGCCUUAGUGCCAUUGGCCCAACCACAUGUUCAUUCCAAAUUGUUAUUUUGGAUCUUCAGAUGCCUGAGUUGGAUGGAUUUGAAGUUGCAUUGAGAAUUCGGAAAUUCCAGAGUCCUAGUUGGCCAUUGAUUGUGGCCUUGACAGCAAGUGCUGAUGAAGAUUUGCGGGAAAAAUGCAUGCAGGUUGGCAUGCAUGGUGUCAUUCGAAAACCAGUUUUGCUGCAAGGAAUUGACAAUGAGCUUCGAAGAGUCUUGCUGCGGGCAAACGAAGUGUAAGUUACCAUAUUGCAGCUAUCUUUGAAUCUAUUCUGGUGACAAUCUCAAUGAAAUUAGCACUGGCACGAUUUUGCCUCCCCCUAAAAACCCACCAUGUCCCAAGCACGCAAAUGUUACAUACAGUACAUUCACAGUAAGAAAGUAUACAAGUUUAGCUCUUUUUCUCUUUAUGCGGAGUUUAGAUGAAAGCCAUGAACAUAACAUUAAAGAUUUUUCUCUUUUUAUACAAACACUAGACUAAAGCUGACCCAUUUGUGUAAAUGGGUCGAAUUCGCAUUGUCUUCUUGUAACACCGUUCAGAAGUCACUCGACGCAAACACACUUCUUAUGAGAUUCAAGAUGGAGACAAAGUUCAAGGGUUUGCUCCCUGAAGGUGAAUUUUGUACACAAGACGUAGUUUUAUUUACAAUAAAACUAUGCAUGUUAACUUUAAAUGCGUAAAUAAGUAUAUUUGUAAAUAAGUAUAUUUGAUAAAUAUUAUCAAAUGAUUGAAUGAUUUUAAAUUAAAAAUAUUAUAGUAUUUUUUAUGUA
Molecule: messenger RNA, 3429 nt
Organism: Mangifera indica (mango)
Lineage: Eukaryota; Viridiplantae; Streptophyta; Magnoliopsida; Sapindales; Anacardiaceae
Product: ethylene receptor 2-like
Exons: 3
Coding region: 607-2898 (763 amino acids)
Biological process (GO): response to ethylene; phosphorelay signal transduction system
Cellular component (GO): endoplasmic reticulum; endoplasmic reticulum membrane
Molecular function (GO): phosphorelay sensor kinase activity; protein binding; ethylene binding
Source: RefSeq, a predicted model, not a curated record